Molecule: messenger RNA, 1811 nt
Organism: Microdochium trichocladiopsis
Lineage: Eukaryota; Fungi; Ascomycota; Sordariomycetes; Xylariales; Microdochiaceae
Product: X-Pro dipeptidyl-peptidase protein
Exons: 2
Coding region: 1-1788 (595 amino acids)
Molecular function (GO): dipeptidyl-peptidase activity
Source: RefSeq, a predicted model, not a curated record
AUGCCCAACGAGAUUCGCGACCUGCGCGUCGUGGACGAGACAUCCUUCCCCUACGUCUUGGAGAAGGACGUCUCGGUGCCACUCAAAGGCCGUCGUGGCGUCGUCCGCUGCAAUGUCUACCGGCCCAAGACUUCCGAGCCCGUGCCUGUACUCGUGACAUAUGGUCCUUAUGGCAAGGACAUCUGGUACCAGGACUUCCACCCCAAGUCCUUCUCCGAAGUCAACCCCGAGCACAAGUCUGCCCACGCCGCCUGGGAGACGCCCGACCCCGGCUUCUGGACGGCCGCCGGCUAUGCUGUAGUCCGCGCCGACGAGCGCGGCCUGGGCCAAUCGCCCGGCCUGCUCGACACCAUGUCACGCGGCACCUCAGAGGCCUUCUUUGACGUGGUCGAGUGGUCCUCGGAGCAGUCCUGGUCGACGGGCAAGGUCGGCCUGUUGGGCAUCUCGUACUACGCGGGCUCCCAGUGGCGCGUGGCCGCACGCCAGCCCAAGGGCCUCUCCGCCAUCGUCCCCUGGGAGGGCAUGUCGGAUUACUACCGCGACCGGUGCCGGCACGGCGGCAUCCUGUCGGACGGCUUCAUCCGCUUCUGGUGGAACCGGCAGGUCAUUACGAACCAGUACGGCCGUCCGGGCCGCAACGCGAACAAAUGGGGUCCCGACACGAUCGAGGGCGACCUGCCCGAAGAGGAGCUCGCCGCGAACCGGCAGGACCAGACGAUCGACAACGCGCAGAACCGCUUCCGCGACGACGCCUACUAUGCCAGCAAGGAGUACGACAUGGGGGACAUCCAGGUGCCCCUGCUCAGCGUCGGCAACUGGGGCGGCAUCCUGCUGCACCUGCGCGGCAACAUCGAGGGCUACGUCCACGCGGGCAGCAGGUUCAAGUACCUGCGCAUGAUCACGGGCCGCCACGACCUGCCCUUCUACUACAAGGAGGAGGUCGAGAUCCAGCGCAGCUUCCUGGACGCGUUCCUCAAGGGCGAGGACCGCGUGGGCUGGUCCCAGGAGGGCAAGGUCGCGCCCGUCUCGCUGGUGCUGAGGAAAGGCAAUGUCGGCUUCAACGACGCCGAGGCCGAAAAGGUGUACGAGCGCCGCGAGGAGACUGCCUGGCCCAUCCCCCGGACGCAGUACACGCCUUUCUACCUUACGCCCGACCUGGGCCUUUCUGCCACCGACAAGCCCAAGCCCACCGACACGAAGCGCAAGGUCUCGUACCGGGCCCUGGGCACGAUGAAGGACCAGAAGUUUGUCCAGUUCUCGACAGCCCCCUUUGAGGAGGAGACGGAAAUCACGGGCCACGUCGUGGCACACCUCAACGUCUCGGUCACCCCGGAUCCGGACGGGCCCACGCCCAGCGACAUCGACCUGUUCGUCACGCUGCGCUACUUUGGCCCCGACGGGAAGGAGAUCUUCUACACGGGCACGGCGGGCGACCCCGUCCCGCUGACAAAAGGGUGGCUGCGCGUGUCCCUGCGCAAGGUCAACACCGAGAGCCCCAAGCACAGGGCAUACCUCCCACACCGGGACUACGCGAGCAGCGACGUGCAAAAGGUCGUACAGGGCGACAUCUACGGCGUCGACAUUGAGGUGUGGCCUACGCAGGUCGUCGCCGAGAAGGGCGGGCGCAUCGUGUUCGAGGUCGCGUCGGGCGAUACCCAGGGCAGCGGCAUCUUUACGCACGAGGACAAGAACGACCGGUCGCCAGAGGUGUUCCAGGGCGUCAACAAUAUCUGCUUUGGCGGCGGUCUGGAGAACUAUGUCACGCUGCCAGUCAUUCCGAAGGCGUAGAUCGGGCACGAUGUUGGCGAGCC